Molecule: messenger RNA, 1559 nt
Organism: Rana temporaria (common frog)
Lineage: Eukaryota; Metazoa; Chordata; Amphibia; Anura; Ranidae
Gene: SERPINA10
Product: serpin family A member 10
Exons: 5
Coding region: 131-1399 (422 amino acids)
Biological process (GO): negative regulation of endopeptidase activity; blood coagulation
Molecular function (GO): serine-type endopeptidase inhibitor activity
Source: RefSeq, a predicted model, not a curated record
GAGAGGAGAACAUGUCAGGAACCUAAACUUUGGAUGGUCAAAUAUUUGCCGGGGAUGUGAACUUUGGUCUCCAGAUUCCGGCAUCUGUUGGAACUUUGUAGAGGAAGAACACAGCUCUAGAAGUUGCACCAUGAGGUGGACUUUUGUUUUCAUUCUCCUCUUCGGCCUGACCUCGGCCCAUCAGCCCACUAAAGGGAAACCUAAGAAGGAGAAGCACCACCAGGAGAAAAUGCCGUUACUCGAGGAGUCCACCUUGAACCUUCUCAAUGGCACAAGAGAGAUUUCUGCCCUCGAUUUAUCCAACAUGAACAACAACUUUGGCUUCAACCUCUACAGAAGAACAGCCGACAAACACGACGACAACAUCUUCUUCUCUCCAUUGAGCGUCUCCUUCCUCCUCGGCGCCCUCACUCUGGGGUCUCGGGGAAUGACGCACGAGCAGCUGCUCAGUGGCCUCGGCUGGGAGCCCUUUAAGAAGAAUCCAGACGUAUUGCACACGUUGCUGAAGGACCUGAAAGACGGCGUCAUGAAGAGCGACGGAUAUUCUCUAGACGUAGCAGACUUGGCCCUUCUACACGAGAGCUUCGACCUCAACCCGGAGUUCCUCAACCAGACCAUGACGUAUUUCCACAUGGAAUUCCAAAGUGUGGACUUCCAUGACCGCCACGUUCUAGAGACCAUCCGAGACCUCAUCAGACUGAAGACAAGGGGCAGAAUCUCCGAGCUUCAGGAUGAGAUUGACCCCCAGACCAAAAUGAUGCUUCUCAACUUCAUAUUCUUUAAAGGUAAAUGGCAGACACCUUUCAAAUCCGACUCAACCCAGGCAGACACGUUCUAUGUAAACAAGUAUAGUUCGGUAAAGGUCCCGAUGAUGUGCAAGACGGAGAAAGUGGCCGCCAUGUUUGACAAGUCCUUGUCCUGCACAGUGCUGAAACUCCCUUACAGAGGGGGCGCUCACAUGCUGGUCGUCAUGCCCCAGAAUGAUGGAAACUUCGAUGCCUUGGAGGAUGGAUUGUCAAGUGAACUUGUUGCCUCUUGGCUAAGAAAAAUGAAAUUCAGGGAAACUGAGAUCUUCUUCCCAAAAUUCCAACUUGACCAUAAAUACAAAAUGAAAAGCUCCCUGGAUGAACUUGGCAUUAAAGAUAUUUUCACUGGAAGGGCAAAUCUGACUGGGGUGACGGAGGAGAGGAACCUAAUGCUUUCUGAGGUAACACAGAGAGCCGUGAUCGAUAUAGACGAGAUCGGGACCGAAGCCACCGCCGUCACCGGUGCUGAAAUGGUUCCGUACUUCUUACCUUACACCAUCCGAAUCAACCAGCCCUUCAUCUUCAUGAUCUUCGAUGAGAAGUUCAAAUCUUUACUCUUUAUCGGGAGAGUCACUGACCCGACAAAACAUUGAUGACCUCCGGGAUCCCCCGCCGGGAUCAGGAAUCCGCCUCUGCUCACCACUCGGGUGAUCACUGGUCAGCGUGAUUAAUAUUAGACAUGUGACACUGAAAGAUUUUGUUUCGGAAUUUCGUUUUCGUCUGAAAAAUAAAUUUGUUUCGUUUCUCCCGAAA